Molecule: messenger RNA, 4188 nt
Organism: Entrophospora candida
Lineage: Eukaryota; Fungi; Glomeromycota; Glomeromycetes; Entrophosporales; Entrophosporaceae
Source: the annotation of a GenBank genome assembly
AUGUUCGGUAAAAAAAAGAAACCAAGGCAACCAUUAGAGCCAACUAAUUCUACUCCUUCACAUAGUCAGCUUAGACCUGCAAUAAAUUCACCAACCUACUCACAAUAUCCUCCUCAACAAAAUUAUCCACAGUAUCCUCCUCAAAGAACUCAAUCUCCCGAAGCACCUCAAAAUCAUCAGGAUAAUUCAAUAAUUCGCCAGCAUAAAAGAAAUCAAUCUUCUUCUGACUACAGUUGUUCUAAUACAACCUCCUUUUCCGAUAGUGCAAGUUCUACACGGUAUAGUUCUGAAUCAUCUUUCAGAUCAUCUGGUGCUUUCUCUCCAAGUGAAAUACAGGCAUGGGCUGGAAAUUAUUAUAAAGACGCCUUCUCAAAACAAGAUUCUUCACGACCUCCUGAUGAAGAAGUCGAAGAGUUAUUCUUUGAGUUAUUGAAUAAAAGGGAUUUAAAAAACCUUCCAGAAUCUCAAAGAAAACAAAUGUUGGCAAUUCCAACUGAUAAAAAAUGGGCAAAUAAGAUAUCCAGUGGAAGUGCUUCUUCUCUUUCUCAUGAUAAAAACGCUCCCGAAUAUUAUCUUAAAAAAAUAAUGGAUGGUACAAUAACUGUCAAAAUAAUGAAUUCUUUGAGUGUCUCCUUAAGAACUUUACCAAUUACUUGGGUCAGAUCAUUCAUUGAUGCGAAAGGGUUGGAAGUACUUACAAAUUAUUUAAAUAGUAUUACAAGAAAACCUGUAAAGAGAGAAGUUGAUCUUUUAAUGGAAUAUGAGAUUAUCAAAUGUUUAAAGUUAUUAUUAAAUAACAGAGUAGCUCAAGAAGCCUUAUCUCAUCCAACUUGUAUCCAUAGUAUCACAUUUUCAUUAGUUUCAUCUCAACUUAAUACUCGUAGACUUGUUGCAGAAGUUCUUUCUUUCUUUUGUUAUUGUGAAAUCCCGACUGGCCAUAAUUUGGUAUUAGGAGGAUUCGAUCAAUUGAUGCAAUUUCAAAAUGAACAUUAUAGAUUUGAUGCCUGGAUGAGAAUUUUAGAAAAUACUAUUGAUGGUCGUGGUAAAUUAGGAAGUUUGGUUAAUGCUAGUGAUGAAUAUAAAAAAGGUGGAAUCGGUGUCGAUAACUCUUUAAUGGAAUAUUCGUUAUCAAAUUUGAUAUUGGUAAAUUCAAUAAUUGGUGUGUGUGAUGAUGUUGAAGUUCGUUUGGUUUUAAGAAAUCAAUUACAUGCUUGUGGUUUAACACGUAUCAUUGAUAAAAUGAAAUCAUUUAACCAUGAAUUGAUUAAUAGGCAAAUAACCAAAUUUGAAAAUGAAAGAACACGUGCUUACGAUUAUUUUCUGUCAGCUUUACAACAUAUUUUACUCAUUCGCGACGAUGGUGAAUCAAGGACAAGAUAUUUUCAAUUUAUUGAUACUUUGAUUACCCAGAUUGUUUUGGAUAGACGAGGACUUGAUCAGGAUUGGGGCCAUAAUGUUAGUAUAACAGUUUCCCAAAUGCUCAGUAAAUUGACUGACCAGGAUAAACUUCAAACUGCUUUGGAAGAAGCAAAAGAAGCAAAAUCAGUUGCAGAAAAGGCAUUACGCGAAAAGCAAGAGUUACAAAGUGAAUAUAAUAGUCAAGGAGAUGGAACUGUCGUAAAACUUAAAAAUAAAAUUGAUUCGCUUGAAGAACUUCUAAGAAUAUCUCGUCAUACUAUUCAAACUCUUCAAACAAAACUUGCUGACCUUGAAUCUAGUUAUAUUGAAAAGCUUUCCGAGCAAAAGGUUCAGUUACGCGAAUUUGAAAAUAUGUUAAAAGAGCAGCAAAGAAACGAGGCUGAUCCAGAUGCAUUAAACCGACAAGAAAUGAUUAAAAAAUUAGAAAGGAUGCAAGAAAUAGCAAAGACAGAAGCAAAGUUGGAAGGUCAAAAAGUAUGGACACCUCCACUCUUUGGUGAAACCAGGAUGCCUGAUGCAAAUAAUUAUCAUUAUAACGUUGAGCCUUUUUAUUCAGGAGGCUCUUAUCAAAUGCCAAGUACCAGUACGGAUACCAUCCUCGGUUCACAUGAUUCACAGAGUUCUAAUUAUGAUGCACAACCUUUUAAAUCUAGUAGUCCAACCCAAACUUCAACUCCCAAUCAAUAUGGAUAUUCUCAACAACAACAAAAUUUACAAUUUUCUCAAAUCAAUAAUUCUAAUAAUAUUUCACCAGGAGGCUUCAAAAUACCAGACUCAUCUCCUAUACAAAUGCACAACAAUUUUAUAAAAGAACUCGAGGAAUUGUAUCAGAACAAACAAGGAUCAGAAAUAAUUCAAACUAGUGUAGAUGACAACAAAGUUGGCUUUAAACAAAACACAAUGGAUAAUUUGAAUAAUGGAACCCUUGAAAAUCAAUCAGUGUUAUUUAGUAAAAGCGAGAAGACAUCAAGUCAACCACUACCAACAGUUGAUAAUAAACAUGAUAUACAAUAUCGAUUAUCUCAAUCUUCAAAAACAUCUAGAACAGGUGGUCCGCCGCCGCCGCCGCCACCACCACCACCACCACCUCCUCCUCCUCCGAAUAAAGGAAUAGGUGGUCCACCACCUCCACCGCCACCACCACCUCCUCCGAAUAAAGGAAUAGGUGGUCCACCACCACCACCACCACCACCUCCGAAUAAAGGAAUAGGCGGUCCACCACCUCCUCCAAUUGCAGCACCAUUUCAUAAUAUUGCUUCAUCAAAAGGCAAUCUGUUACCGAUAGCACCCAAAAAGAAACUUAAACAAUUACAGUGGGACAAAAUUAAUCAAAUGACUGUUAAACAAACAUUUUGGGGGCAAACAAAUAUGAGUUAUGAUGAACUUCUCAGAUUACUUCGUGAAGAAGGAGAAGUUUUUAAUACUAUCGAAGAAUUAUUUGCGGCAAAAGAAAUAAUAAUUAAAAAAGCUAUCAAAGAAAAGAGAGAAGAAAUUAGAAUUAUUGAUACCAAAAAGGCAUUAAAUCUUAACGUUAUAAUCGGAAGAUAUAAGAACAUGACAUUUGAAGAAAUCCAUGAAAAAAUAAUUGAAAUGGAUAAAUCAUUCUGCUCGGAAAAUUUACUUGGUCAAUUAUUACUAUUUAUACCUACCCCAGAUGAGCGGGGUAAAUUAUCCGUUUAUAAAGAUGCCGGCGAGGAGAUUCUUGAGAAUUUAGCACGUCCAGAUAGGUUUUUCGUUGAGGCAAUGAAAAUAUAUAGAUAUGAACAACGUUUGAAAUUUAUGUACUUUUAUGUUACUUUUGAUGAAAAAUUUAAUUAUCUUCAUGAUGUAAGAAGCAUUGUUCAUAUUUUAGAGGCUUCAAUACAACUUAAGGAAUCUAAAAAUUUCAAAGAACUGUUGAAUCUAAUUUUGUUACUUGGUAAUUAUAUGAAUUCAUCUGGGCACAAAGGUGGUGCUUAUGGUUUCAAAAUUGCUAGCAUUAAUAAGCUUGUAGAUACUAAAGCUUCUACAAAUUCAUCACACACCUUGUUACAUUUUCUUGCAAAUACUAUUGAAAACAAAUUACCACAUAUAAAUGAAUUUAUUGAAGAAUUAAAAGAUUCUGGAUUGGCUUGCAGAGUUUCACAGCAGGAGAUGACUGGUGAAUAUAGGUUAAUAGGAACAAAGUUAAAUGAUCUUGAAGUAGAGCUUGAUAAGAAUUUUACAGAUGUAGAAUUAGAAGAGAAUGAUAGAUUCCCAGAAAUAAUGAGAGAUUUUGUUAAAAGGACUAAAAGUCAAUUUGAAGAGCUUCAACUUAAAUAUACUUCAAUGGAAGUUGCAUAUAAAGAUGUUGUAUCAUACUUUGGAGAAGAUCCAAAAAGUACUAAGCCAGAUGAAUUUUUUGGAAUUUUCAAAACAUUUAUAUCAUCUUAUGAACGAGCAAGACAUGACAAUAAAGUACAGAAAGAACGUGAAUUGGUCCUUCAAAAACGAAUAGAGGAGAUUGAAAGUCGAAAAAAGAAACAAAAGGACAAAACAAGUAUCAGUGUCAAAGAAGGCAUUGCACAAGAUUCUUCAGAAGAAAAAUAUCUUAUGGACAAUUUAUUAGAGACAUUGAGAGAUGGGAGGGAUUUGGAUACAAGAACAAGGAGAAAACGUGGAGCAGGAAAAGAAAAAAGGAUAGAAAGAAGUAUGUCAAUUGCAGUCAAAGCAGAAUCUAUUUUGAACAGGCUUAAAGAAGAUGCUCCACCAGUACCAGAUUUGCCUAUAAAAGAAAUUUUAGCUGAAUAA